CAGCUACCGGAAAAGAAAGUGGGUCCCGCGGAGAGUUCUGGGAGAGGUAGUCUCCAGACCGUCACGGGGACCAGAGGCGGGCAGAGCGACCUGCCCAUGGUUACGCAGCUGCUUAGCAUCCGAGCCUCAAUCUGAAGUCGGGUCUGUCCGACUUCGGGCCAGCGUCGGAGCCACACUCCGAAGGAGAUUCCAUUCAGAGAGAGGCGCGAAGCGGCGCGGGUGGAACCGCCUCUGCCGCCCGAGGCUGCCAUCCUUCUCCAAAGGCUGUGCGGUGCCCAGGCAAGAAUGGCCCCUGUGCCCCUGACCUUCGGGGCUCUCCAGGAGUCAGUGACAUUCAGGGAUGUGGCCGUGGACUUCACCCAGGAGGAGUGGGGAUGUCUGGACCCUUCUGAGAAGGAGCUCUACAGGGACGUGAUGCUGGAGAACUAUGGGCACCUGGUCCAUCUGGGGCUUGCCGUUUCCAAGCCAGAUGUCAUCUGUCAUUUGGAGAGAGGGGACCCUCCUUGGAAGCCAGUGACUAAAGUGCCAAAGUCCAGCUCUUCAGGGGGUCGUCUGCGGGUCUCCAGCUUGAGAGAAGCCCAGGAAGGUGAUGCCAGUUUGGGCAGACUCCAGAACAAUGAGGGGGAACAUUCUCGGAAUCAUACUAAGAAGAAAUCUAAAUCUUCUAAAUGUGGGAAGGGCUCCAAGAGAAGCACAGAAACUACAGAGAGUCAAAAAACUGAUACUGGAGAGAAAUCCCUUGGUUGUGAUGUAGAUGGAAAGAACUCCUUGGAGGCAGCUCUUACUCCAAGUGAGAAAGUACCUUUGAGGGAGAAACCUUCUGAAUGUGAGGAAGCUUCUGAUGGGAAGACAACCCCUAACCAAUCUCAGACAGCUGAUACUGGAGAGAAUGUUCAUGAAUGUACUGAAUGUGGGAAGACUUUCCAUAACAAAAAAGCCCUUACUCGACAUGAGAAAAUUCAUCCUAUAGAAAACCCUUAUGAAUGUGGUGAAUGUAGUAAGGUUUUCCAUAAAGAGACAGCCCUUAAACAACAUCAGCUAAGUCAUACUAAAGAGAAAUCUUAUGAAUGUAAUGAAUGUGGGAAGAUCUUCCGUAGGAGAGGAGUCUUCAAUAGACAUAUGAAAAUUCACACUGGGGAGAGACCUUUUGAAUGCAAUGAAUGUAACAAGGCCUUCCACAGGAAGACAACUCUUAUUCUCCAUCAGAGAACUCACACUGGUGAGAAACCUUUUGAAUGUAGCGAAUGUAACAAGACCUUUAACUGCAAACCAGAGCUUACCCGACAUCAGAGAAUUCAUACCGGAGAGAAACCAUAUGAGUGUCCUGAAUGUGGGAAGAGCUUUGCACGUAAUUCAUAUCUUACUCAACAUGCCAGAAUUCAUACCGGCAAGAAACCUUAUAAGUGCAAUGAAUGUGAGAAGGCCUUCAGCAGGAGAUCAGAGUUUAUUCAACAUCAGCGAAUUCAUACUGGAGAGAAGCCCCACGAAUGUCACGAGUGUGGGAAGGCCUUCUAUAGGAAGAGAGAACUUACUCAACAUCAGAGGAUUCAUACUGGAGAAAAACCCUAUGAAUGUAGUGAAUGUGGGAAGGCCUUUCACUGGAAAAGAGUCCUUACCCAGCAUCAGAAGAUUCAUACUGGAGAGAAACCUUUUGAAUGUAAUAAAUGUGGGAAGGCUUUCCCCUUUAAUUCCUAUCUCAAUGAACAUAUGAGAAUUCAUACCGGCGAGAAACCUUAUGAGUGUUAUGAAUGUGGGAAGUCCUUUUGCUGGAGACAAGUGCUGAAUCAGCAUGUCAGGAUUCACUCUGGAAAAAGUUACAAAUGCAAUGAAUGUGGGAAGGCUUUCCACAAGAAUACAACCCUUAUUAAGCACCAAAGAAUGCACACCGAACAGAAACCUUGUAAAUGUGAUUAAUGGAUACGGGAAGGCCCUUUGCUCCAAAUCGAUAUUUACUCAGCACCAAAGUUCACACUAAAGACAGAUCUUGUGAGUGACAUGAAUUUCGUGGAAGACUUUUUAUUUCAGGAAUUGGUCGACAGAGAAUUCAUACUGAAGAGAGAUCUUAAGCGUGUCAUGAAUGUUGGGACAUCUUUAGACAGAGAUGAUCCUUGAUUGAGCAUCAGAGAAUUCAUCCCAUAUAAGGAAACUUAGAGAGUAUUUUUUGGACCAUAUGACUACAAAUCGGGCACUAUAUGGUUUUUGUGUUCACGAUCUCUCAAACCCCUCUCCAAAAUAGCGAUUUUAUGACAGAAAUUUCCUCCAUCUUCAUGAACUUACUUUACCGGGAAUUCCUUCGAAGUUUUAUAAGUGUUUUGAGUUUAGGAAGACUUUCUGCCAGAAUAAGAACUUCUAUUGUAAAUUAGGAAACUCAUUCUGAAAAGACAGUUUACGAGUUGAUUGCUAUUAGGUCUUUUGCUAAAGCAUUUCAGUUGAACUCCAAAAGUAUUUUUUGACUGUCUAUUGUGUGUCAGGUAAGUGGUGCACUAAAGAGAGCAUUGGGCCUGAGAUAUUGUGUGACCAUGGGCAAGUCACUGAACCCUGAUUGCCUCAAUUUCCUCAUCUAUAAAAUGAACUGGAGAAGAAAAUGGCAAACCACUCCAGUAUCUUUGUCAAGAAAAUCUCAAAUUAAGUCAAAGAGUUGGACACAAUUGAAACAAGUAGUGUGUCCUGUAAUCGGGCAUAAAGACAAAAUUGCCCUGCCCUGAAGAAUCUUAAAUACUCCUGGGGAAAGUAACUUAUUCUAUGCCAAUUGAAUUAUGAAUCUUGUCAACAUAUAACCCAUGAAGACUGGCCUUCCAUCGGGGAACACGAUCCAGAAAAUCCAUACUGGGCAGACAACUUAUGAUACAAGAAAAAAUUUCCUGCCCAUUCACAGGAUUUCAUGAAAAAUCAGAGUAUUUCAUGUUGUUUCCUAUAUUGGGCCAGAGGCCCCAUGAAUACAAUGUAUAUGGAAGGACUGAGUUGGAUCAGAAACCUUUACUAUGAAUUAUAAAAAGACUAUAGAGAGAUCUCUAUGAAUAGAUAUACUAAAAGUAGGCAGCAGUCCUAUUUUUCUGUUUUGUGUAACGUGGAUUAAAGUUUUGGACACAAAAAGAAUUGAUCUAGUCAUGUGGGAAGAUUGUUUUCUGUCAGGAACUUUUGUAACAUUACUAGCUUUGUAUAUUUAAUGAGAAAUCUGGAGUUUCUGUCACUAAAACACUACUUUGUAAGUAGCAUUUCCUUCAUUCCUUCCCUUCCUUCCCUUUCCUUCUUUAUCUUUCUUCUCUCCCCCUUUCUUCCUUUCUC
This is a messenger RNA of Sarcophilus harrisii (Tasmanian devil), 3285 nucleotides long. RefSeq names its product zinc finger protein OZF-like. Gene Ontology annotation, biological process: regulation of transcription by RNA polymerase II. The transcript is spliced from 6 exons. Gene Ontology annotation, molecular function: RNA polymerase II cis-regulatory region sequence-specific DNA binding; DNA-binding transcription factor activity. NCBI's taxonomy places the organism in Eukaryota, Metazoa, Chordata, Mammalia, Dasyuromorphia, Dasyuridae. Bases 286 to 1914 code for a protein of 542 amino acids. The record is from RefSeq and is a predicted model, not a curated record.